AUGACGACGAUCAACAUCCGGCGUGAUUGGUGGCAUUAUCUCGACCUCUCGAUCACGCGCAAAGACAUCAACGAUGAGCGUGGCGGCGGCGGCGGUGGUGACGACGCGAUUCAGUCUGAGGAAAACCACAUAUUGCAUUUGAGGGAGGUAUUGACUGCCUUGCAGGAGAAUAAGCUAUAUAUUAAUUUUAAGAAAUGCAGUUUUAUGGGCAACAAACUGUUACUCUUGGGAUACGUGAUAUUUACUGAUGGAAUACAGGUUGAUGAGGUUAAAGUUAAGGCGAUUCGAGACUGGCCUGCACUAAUAAAUGUGUCAGAACUUCGCAGUUUUCAUGGGUUAGCAACUUUUUAUCAGAGAUUCAUCAAGAACUUUAGUACAAUUACAACCCCAAUGACAGAAUGGUUAAAGAAAGGUAAAUUUCAGUGGAGUAAGGAGGUAGAUAACAGUUUUACACUCUUAAAAGAGAAUCUGUGUACUACUCCAAUUCUUGCACUCCCAAAUUUUGAGAAGCUGUUUAAAGUUGAUUGUGAUGCAAGUGUAGUUGAAAUUGGUGUUGUUUUAUCCCAAGAAAAAAGGCACUGGUAUUUUUCAGUAAAAGCUCAGUGA
Molecule: messenger RNA, 606 nt
Organism: Dioscorea cayenensis subsp. rotundata (Guinea yam)
Lineage: Eukaryota; Viridiplantae; Streptophyta; Magnoliopsida; Dioscoreales; Dioscoreaceae
Exons: 2
Coding region: 1-606 (201 amino acids)
Source: RefSeq, a predicted model, not a curated record